Molecule: messenger RNA, 793 nt
Organism: Camelina sativa (false flax)
Lineage: Eukaryota; Viridiplantae; Streptophyta; Magnoliopsida; Brassicales; Brassicaceae
Biological process (GO): mitochondrial respirasome assembly
Source: RefSeq, a predicted model, not a curated record
UUUUUUAUUGUCAAUCUUAUAAAAUCACAGUCUGAAUUAAUCUCUUGGAUCCAAAAACAAGAACGAGCACUUACAGUUUAAUUAUAAUCUCACGACUCAGCCACCUUUUUGUUCACUUAUUACUAAUUCCUGAACCCUAAUUUGUUUAGUUCUUCUUCGUCGUCGUCCAAAGGUUUCAGAUUCUCUCUCUCGAUAUCCAAAGUUUGUAAAAUCGAGGAUGAGAGAAUCGAAAUCGGCCAAGCUGAAUCAGCUGCAACAACAACAAGAAAGUUACCAGAAUGUUCACUUGUCUCCCUCGAAGUUAGCGAAAUUGUUCGAUCCCGAUGCUUCUUGGGACAAGGAUCAAUUGGGAGAUGUGUUGCAUUGGAUUAGACAAGUGGUUGGAUUGAUCUGUGGAUUGUUAUGGGGCUCUAUUCCUCUUGUUGGUGGCAUUUGGAUCAUUCUGUUUUUGGCAAUAUCCUCAGGGAUCGUUUACGGUUACUAUGCAAUGAUUCUCAAGGUUGAUGAAGAAGAUUUCGGAGGCCAUGCAGCUUUACUCCAAGAGGGUCUCUUUGCGUCACUUACUCUCUUUUUGCUCGCAUGGAUUCUUGUCUAUAGCUUGGCACACUUCUGAACAAAGAAAGCUGAGCAACAUUCUUUUUUUACUCAGCAGCGAAUGCUCGUUCUCCAUUACCUCAGAACUUUGGAACGGAUCUCUGUUUUUUUUUGGUUUUGUUUUUGUAAACUAUCUGAAGAGACAAAAGGUUAUAGUAACAAUUUUAUGAAUCUUUUGAAUGUUACAAAAGCUUUUCUA